AUGCUGAGAGGGAAGUUUGACAGCUACAUUUUACUGGAGCCGUUAAACAAUGCGCGUGUGCAACAUGCCCAGCGAGAAUCUGAUGGGAAACAGUGCUUACUCUUCCAAGUACCCGGUAUUUGCGCUGAUACAAUAGAAGGUGUUUUUCAGUACGCUGUGGGGCUUAUUAGUCGUGCACCGCGGACCCUGGUUCCAUAUAUCGAUUAUAUAAGCGACUCCGCACACAGAGGAUACCUUGUCUCUUUGUUUUCCGAUAAGCCCUCUCUCGCGGAAGUUAUUAAUGUGAAGAGCACGGGGAAUGAACCAUUCACAGAGGCAGAAAUUUAUGAUAUCUAUAGUCAGCUGCGUGAUGCAGUUACAUUUCUUUCUAAUACCCCGGGAUACAAUGGUCUCUUUUCAUCUCAUGGGGCCAUCUCAGCUGAGACUGUUAUUCUUACAGACACAUCACGCAUUGCCUUAUUAGGAUAUGGUCUGGAUGCGAGUGCUAACCUAGUUACCGAUAUUAGGAGCGUUGCAAGACUCUUGACCAAGAUUGUAGGGAUCAAUCUUCCAACUCAAGAAUCAAAGGCAUACACUAAGGAAUUGGACUUAUUAAUUCAAGCACUAGAGAUGGGUGAUGACUUUCCAUCUACAAUAAGCUGUGCUAAGGGAUCAGCAGGGGUAGGUGUUUUUGAUCUUGAAGAAUAUGGAGCUACUACUCAAAACCAGCUACUAUUAUCUACGCUGUCACAACACCAUCAAGUCGCUAUGUCCCCUGGGAGCACAAAUGCCCCGCAAGUUGAGCUGAGCGCGACGAAGGUAACUUCAACCGCACGAACGUUUGAUCCUCGCAUAUCCGUGCAGGAUCUAUCACGCACUGGAUUGGCCUUUACUAUGCCACCGUAUGACGCCUUAGUAGAUGCUGUUAGGCAGAAGAAUCUCGACCGUGUUACAGCACUUCUUGGACGCGGUCUGACUUCGCCUCCAUUGUGUCCAAAGACAGCUCUCAUGGAGGCUGCGAGCUUGGGAUAUUAUGAAAUUGUCCAAGUGUUACUAAACACAGAAGCAAUGCGCAUAUCAUCUGAGGGACACACAGCACUCCACUAUGCACUAAAAAGCGGACAUCUUGACAUAGCACUGGCUCUGCACGAUUUAGAAAGACAAGAUCAUUCAUUGGUGGUUUCAAACCACAACAUGACGAACCUUUUGUUUGCCGUUGAGGCAGAAGACAUUGAUUCAGUAUGGUAUUGGCGUGAGAAACAAUCAGCCAUACCAGACGAAGACGGAUUUACUGCACUACACAAAGCAACGCAGAAAGACUAUCUCCCUGCGAUUCGGAUUCUUGCACAACAUGGACAUGGCAUUGCAGACAGGGACGGAAGGGUUGCACUUCACUAUUGUGCAGAGAAGAAUUAUAUUGAUGCAGCGCGGAUAUUAGCUCCAUAUGAGCAAGGUAGCCGCACUCCUGAUGGCCUUACAGCACUUCAAAUAGCAUAUACCAACGGAUUCUUGGAGUUGGCACGGGAGCUCGUUCAGUAUGAAGGUCCCAGCGACACCGUCCCCACGGCAGAAAGUGAUUUCAACACUGACCUAAUGCUAGCCGUAGUUAAUAAGGAUCCCUUUAGCACAUUUUGUUACUUACGACAGGCACGAUUAAGGAAUGUCUUUGGCAUGACUGCAUUGAUGUUGGCGGCCAAGUACGGAAAUCAGCAGGCUAUCGAAUACUUAAUUGAUGUCGAAGGUGGCAUGCAGGUUGAUCAGCAAGAUUGGAUAGCUGAUCCAGAUUCGACCAGUCUUAUUGGAAAGACCGCACUUAUGUUUGCGGCAGAAGCAGGAUCUCUUUCUGCUGUUGCAAGACUAGCAAGUGUAGAGGCAGGGCUGGUAGAUAAGGCCGGUGAAACGGCUCUCAUGAAAGCCACCAUAAUGAAUCAUACGGAUAUCAUCGAUCUUUUGGCGCCACUAGAGAAUAAUAUACGAAGUUUUACAGAUGCUACCGCACUUACUAUAGCUAUUCGCAUGGGCUAUCAAGAGGCGUGCGCUAUCUUGAAGGACUAUGAAGGGCCACCUGCUACCGAUGUCACAUUCUGCGAGCAAGGCUCUGAGCAUGUGAUGACACCUCUCAUGAAGGCAGCAGAUGCAGGCAAUUUUAAUUACACAUGGUGUCUUCAGUCUCAGAAAAACCUUGUUGAUAGCAAGGGAUGGACAGCACUAAUGUAUGCAGCAGCCAAAGGUCAUGCAGAUUGUUGUGAGCUUCUACUUGAUACAAAGAGUAUCGUCUCUGCAGAUGGGGAGACAGCUUGGCAAAUUGCGCAACGUAAUAGUCACAAGCACUUAUUGUCCAUGCUCGAGCCUGACAGCAUAGUUGAUGAGCAAGGAAACUAUGAUCUGCAUCGAAUAGCCAUUACGAAAGGUCCUAUAAUUACUAAGCAAUAUUCCUAUCAGUAUAAAUUAUACAAUGGCGCCGGAUUAACUGCACUGAUGUUGAGAGCAGGUACGCGUGGAUGCAGGUGCGUCGAUCAGUCACUUUUAGAGGCAGAAUCAGGAAUGCGGUCAACAGAUGGGCAAUCCUAUGCUCUAAAGUGCGCGCUCUUGGCCGGUAACAAAGAUAUGGUUGAUGUAUUAUUGCCAGUAGAGCGAGAUUUUUUAGUUGAAGAUGGCUACACAGAUCUCAUGAUCGAUGCCUUCUAUGGUCGUAUGGACCAGGUCACUUCCAAGACAACACUCUAUGGUCUUCAGGCAAACGAUGGAACAACAGCGUUGAUGCUGGCAUGUGCAGCUGGGCAUGUUGAUGUAGCGAGGAUAUUACUAGGAAGCGAAGUGGGACUUCAAACUAAGCAGGGAAUAAAAGCGUCCCAACUUGCCAUUCAAUCCGGUAACAAGGAGCUUUGUAAUCUUAUCGUUCCUCUCGAACUGGGUUUUGUCCCACCAGUGUCCAUAUAUUCUAACACGUCUGAACACGGCUCUGAGGCUAGUACAACAGAGACUAUAACUGAUGAUCUGCAAACUUCAAGCGCAAACCUAGCUAAAGGUGACAUGGUCACGAGCAUGAUUUCAUCGCUACAUCUUGAUCCAGAAAUGCUGAGCCGCUGGGAGAAGCAAAUGAGGCACAACCAUUUAGCUCUACAACGGAUUAUUGGUCCUUCUCCGUCCGCAGAUAGUAAUGGAAAUACUACGCUGCAUCGUGCUGCAUUACAUGGAGAUCUAGCCGGAGUGCAUGCAAGUAUAUACUUAGCAAAAACCACCAACAACAUGCACCAAACGGCGCUUAUGUUUGCAGCAUCUCAGGGACACUCAGCAAUUGUUGAAGUUCUCGUGCAUUACGAAGCAAACAUGGUCGAUGCAGAUGGUCACUUUGCUGCAGAGUUAGCUAUGAUCUCAGGAGACUUAACUUCCAUAGCAAUUUUAGCGUCUGUCGAAAGGGCUCUCUUGAUGAGCGCAGGAUAUACGCAGCUUAUGUUUGCGGUUCUAGCAGAUGAUAUUCAUGCCGUAAAAAGGUAUAUUAAGGAAGGCUUACUGCGUCAACAAACUACAGCAGGUCAAACAGCUCUUAUGAUAGCUGUGUUGCUCGCUAGACUUACACUUAUCCCACUGCUCCUAGAAGAGCGCGAUCUUUGCAUGACAAACGGUGUUACCGCAUACGCUAUUGCUACUUCUUUCGCACGCAAGGACUGCUUUACUAAUGAAUUAGUCAACUCAUUAAGGGUAGAUGUUUUGCUAGAUGAUGAUGGAAAUACGCAGCUCAUGCAGAAGGCUAUCUCUGGAGAGGUAGGAUAUGUAAAAGCGUUUUUGUAUAUGCACGGCAACUAUAACAAGAGGGGGUAUAACGCGCUACACUUAUCUGUGCUUAACCGUCAUCAUGAGUGUGUUAGCGUCUUAAAGAGUGUGGAGAGCGGGACAAGACUUCAGGGCAGCUUCAACACAAGAGGGAUUUUCCCAGUGGUUGAGCCAACGGCCCUUAUGAUAGCGGCCAUGGUAGACGACUGUAACUCCAUCAAAGAGCUAGUUGCAACUGAAGCUACUCUCACUGAUUCUAAGGGAAGGACUGCAUUAAUGUUAGCAGCUAUUUAUGGACACGCGGACGCGUGUAAAGUGCUUGCUCCAUAUGAAGCUGGAUCUCAAGACAACUUCGACCUAACUGCACUUAUGUUUGCUUCUACGUAUGGACAUGUAGAAUGCGUGCAAAUCUUGGCUAAACUUGAGGCCAACAUAGUGACACCGGCAGGUGAUACUGCACUCACCUAUGCCGCAAAGCAUGGCCGUAUCGAGUGCGUCGGAGCCCUGGCCCCCUACGAGGCGAAGGCACACGGGGUCAGGGCCGCCGCCGCCGCCAGCGAGGCCGCCCGGGGCGCGGUGCAGGGACUCAUCCAGGGCUGGCUCUAG
Giardia duodenalis is the source of this 4359-nucleotide messenger RNA. Its product is annotated as Ankyrin repeat protein 1. The transcript has a single exon. Gene Ontology annotation, molecular function: protein binding. The record is from RefSeq and is a predicted model, not a curated record. NCBI's taxonomy places the organism in Eukaryota, Fornicata, Diplomonadida, Hexamitidae. Bases 1 to 4359 code for a protein of 1452 amino acids.